This is a messenger RNA of Salpingoeca rosetta, 601 nucleotides long. Its product is annotated as pre-mRNA splicing factor ini1. NCBI's taxonomy places the organism in Eukaryota, Choanoflagellata, Craspedida, Salpingoecidae. The transcript has 5 exons. The record is from RefSeq and is a predicted model, not a curated record. Gene Ontology annotation, biological process: mRNA splicing, via spliceosome. Gene Ontology annotation, cellular component: U2 snRNP; precatalytic spliceosome; U12-type spliceosomal complex. The coding region runs from base 97 to 429 and encodes 110 amino acids.
CUGAAUUCAGUCGUUCACGCCAAACGUUCACACAUUCACACUGCUCUUUGCUUUCUUCUUCCACGCCACAACAAACACCAAGACAGAGCAGCCAAGAUGGCCAAGCACCACCCCGACCUCAUCAUGUGCAGGAAGCAGCCAGGCGUCGCCAUUGGCCGCCUCUGCGAGAAAUGCGAUGGCAAGUGCGUCAUCUGCGAUUCCUAUGUCCGUCCCUGCACCCUCGUUCGCAUCUGUGACGAGUGCAACUACGGCACAUACCAAGGUCGCUGUGUGAUCUGCGGUGGCCCCGGCGUCUCCGAUGCGUACUACUGCAAAGAAUGCACAAUCGAGGAGAAAGACAGAGACGGGUGUCCGAAGAUUGUGAAUAUUGGCGCGUCAAAGACCGAUCUGUUCUACGAACGGAAGAAGUACGGCUUCAAACCGCGCUAACGCACGCUGUAGCAGCUCUGUGUGUGUCUGUGUGUCUGUCUGUGUCUGUCUGUGUAUCCUGUCUGUUGAGCGUACAAUCUUGUGCUGGGGGUCUUGUAUAAUGGAUUGGAUUGAUUGAGGAAUUGUGGCUCGUCUUUUACGCGUUCAUUACACAGAAAAAAAAAGAGGCCCU